Messenger RNA from Saccostrea echinata, 3533 nucleotides. Its product is annotated as serine/arginine repetitive matrix protein 1-like. Lineage: Eukaryota; Metazoa; Mollusca; Bivalvia; Ostreida; Ostreidae. The transcript has 6 exons. The record is from RefSeq and is a predicted model, not a curated record. Bases 142 to 3096 code for a protein of 984 amino acids.
AACAUGACUUUAAAUUUAUCGAUUACAUGCGACUCAACAGGUGAGAUAAGAUUCAAGAUGGCGUCAUGUGUUCAAACAAAACAUUUUUCUCAGGUGUUAAGAAUGACCUACUGACCUAGUAACAAUGCUUCAGAGAACAAGAUGGUAGCCCUGAUUGUGACCUGCCUUCUGCUGCUAUGGCAACCAGACUUCUCCUCUCAACAGAGGACCAGGAAUUACCAGCUGGAGGACAGUUGUUUUGUGGAUCCAGUGACCAUUAGUUUGGAUGAAACGGUCAUCAUUAAGGGUGGAGGGACGGUCAGUCCGAAGCCCAUCGGGAUCCAGUGUAAGAUCACGGUACGGACCGAGAGCAAGUAUGAGCUUCAGGCCCGAGUCCAGUUCUUCAGCUGUCGGGAAACCUCCGUCAUCCUCUCGCUGUAUGCCAACACAAACAACAUUUAUAAUUGUGACAACUACCCCCGCUCUCCACUGACCUUGACAUUCACUGGUACACAGGUGAUUGUGGAUCUGAAGAAGGGUGACCCUACAGCCAUGCAGUACUCCUUUGAUAUCAGCAUCACCCCAAGACAAAAACCGUUUUCACCCGAUACCACUGAGUCCCAGCCAGUGGCAGCAGGUCUGAUUGUCGGUAUCGUCUGCGGAAUUUUCUUCUUUCUUGUUGUGGGAGCCAUUAUAAUAGCGUGCUGCUACAGACGAGCUCAGAAACUAAAACGCCUGGCCAUGUACAACAGCUCCAAUGCCAAAGUACCGCUGGAGGAUGCAGCUGGACCAAUGGGAGUAUCAAAUAACUAUGAGUCCUCACCCCGAGCCAUGACAAGAUUACUCACAAAGGAGAGGGCAGUUUCAGUGGAUGAAAGUGUGGAAAAUGGUGGAGUGAGGCGACCACAGACCCUUGAUUUAAAAUCUCGGAGUCAGACAGCAAAGAGUGACCGUACUGAAUCUAGUACAGCAAGCAGACCGAGUAAUAACGACGCAUACGAACACGAGGAAGAGGAUCCGUACGAUGUAAUGGAUGGAGAUCCCAAGCCGCCAAAAUCUCCUUUCCUUGGUGCUUUACAGAGUAAUGCGAAAUUCCAGAAAUCAAGACAAGAGAAUGAGAGAGAUGCAGAGGACCGAAGGAAUCGAUUGUCAGGGUCAUCCUUUGGAAACCAGACACCUGGGUCAAACUCCUCAGUAGAUAGUCGAGAUAAAGGGUCGGCCAGUGAGAGUCGAGGGAAGCCUCUCCCAGCAGUGCCUGACAAUAAACAAUUAACUCUCGCAGAAAAGCGCAAGAAGAUGGAGAGUUUUCGAAGAGCAACAAGACCGGAUUCUUUCACAUCGGAUGAAUUGGAUGGAAGUGGAGAAGACACAGAUAAUUUGAACAAAAGUCGCGGGGCCAGUGGAAGUGACAGUCAGUCUUCUCGUGAGGUAGCUCCAGCUAAAGGCAAGCCAAACACACAACACACACUGCGUCCUAAUAGGGGCCGGGAGAAAACAAAAAACACUAAAAACAAAAAGGAAAAGCCUCUGAAAGAGCGAGACCCAGACAAGAUCCCAGACAGUCCUAAAUCCACACGCAGUGCCGGGCAGUUUCAGAAACUGGAGGAUGGACUGAGAUCAAGCAAACGAUCAAACAAAUCUCCAAAACCAGCGGCCAAAGGCUUUGGACAUCGGAGAAAUCGGAGCACAGAUUCCCGUCCCAUGACCCCCACUAGCAUGAUGAGGGAUGAUGAUGAGGAGUCUGUCCGUCCUCUUCAGAGAACCACAUCACGUCAAUCCCUGUAUGCCUCCCGUUCAUCUCUCUACAGUCGCAGGCGACGGAAAGGAUCAUUCUCAGAGUCUGUUGUUUCUGGCUCAACCUUUGCUCAUGAUGACAUUGACUAUUACCGCAGACCUAGAGGUCAGAGGUCACGUGGUCGUUCACCCGUGGAUUAUGAUGAUGACUCUGAUGGCUAUGUGCAGCCAAUAUCUCGUCAUGAAAAUGACAGAAUGUUUAAAUCACUGGGAGAUUUGAAUUCUAAUGGAAGACGCAGUGAAAAAGCAACACGAGCAACACAAACAUUGAGGGAAACAGCAACACAGACUGGAGAUGACCAAUCGGUUGUUGUGCAUUCAAAGAGGGUGGUACAGAGAAAACGUCGCUCAAAAAGUCUGUCCGCAACAGGAACACAAACUACAAAUAAAAAACACAGGAGUCGCAGUAAGUCUAGAGGUGAUGAGUCAGACACGGGUGAUGAACUUAAAAAUGAAAAACGUGAAAAAUCAAAGAGUCGAGAAUCGCUUAAAGAAAGUUCAGAAAAACCAAAUCCAAAACCGAAACCAAAGCCUCGGAAAUCCCAAUCGGCAGGAGUAUCUGAGACAGAGGCUCCUGUCAAAGCACAAAGGAAGAAGUCCAGGUCUCAAAAAGAGGCUCUUGCUGCAGAGGAAACAGUCGAGGCUCCACAAGAACUGGCUGCAGCACCGCCAGGAGUGGUGGUUUAUCCCAUGGGACCACAGGGGCAGCCAUAUGUGGUACCUUAUGGGCUCCCACCAGGUUACACCACCUUACCUCUGCAGCAGCCACCACCCGGUGCAGUACCUACCCAGCCUCCUCCCUACUUUGUUAAUGGUCAGGGAUCCUUGACUGUGGCACCACCUCAGCCCAUUGACAACACUGUCAGACAGUUACCACCACAAACAGUGUCUCAGGUUGGACCUAUUCCCAGAAAAAAGUCAAACUGGGAAAUGUUGUGUGAGAUGACAGACAAACAGAACAGUGGAGAAGCGUUAGAGACAGGGUCAGUGACAAGCUCUGUGUUUACUAACAAUAUCCCAACACAUCAGGUGGUGUAUCCUACUGGACACCACCCAGCAGCACCCAUAGUCAUGGUACCACCCCAGCACAGUCAUCCUGUACAUCCCUUUACAGCCCCCUCAGGGACCCCAUAUCCCUCUGGUGUACCCCUGGUUGUUAAUCCAUCUCCAUUGGGGACAACACCGGCUGCCCAUCCUAGUCCAUCUGUAGGCAGUGAGCUAUCUCAUAAUUCUUCAUGGGACGUGCUGACACGAUUAACAGAACAACAAAGCCAGCUUCAGCAGAGUCAGAACAAUGCUGUUGGAAAUGAGAGUGUCGUAUAGCGUCACCCAUAGUAACUACCCAUAGUGUCACCCAUAGUACUGUACCCAUAGUAACCACCCCUAGUAAACAUCCAUAGUUACAAAAUACAUUUAAAUAUCAUCAUUCCAUCUUGUGGUUGUGAGCUCCAUAUAAAACAGGUUGUUCUUUCAUUUUUGGCUGUAUGCAGAUGUGAACAAAUUAAACUGUAUUUUUAUUUUUAUUUUAUUAUUUUUUUUGGUACUUAAAAUAUAUUUUGAAUGUGUAGUAUGUACUGAAUGAGGAUAAAUUUAAUUCACAAGGGAUGUACUAUUGUAUAAACGAAUAUUCAUUACCUGUAUAUAAACCAUAAUAUCGUAUACUUAAUAGUAUAAGUUUUACAUAAGUCUACAUAUACACGAAUAAAGUGCAACAUAUUUAUUCACAUACUGUUGAAUGUUCUUAAGCUGUGUUACGGUUU